AUGUCUUCUUCUUCACCUGAAUCUCCUUCCGGCUCACCAACCACACCGCUUCUCCGGCAAUCUCCGCGGCGCCGCCAGCCUGUAAUCGCCGUCCUGUUAGGCCGAGCUACAGGUCGGCGAGGCGCUUCGAUGCUGGUGAGAGAGACGGCUGCGCAGGAGCUCGAGGAUCGGAGAGCCGAUUGGGGUUACUCGAAACCGAUCGUGGCUCUCGAUAUGCUUUGGAACACUGCUUUUGUGGUUGUUGCGAUAGUGAUGCUCUUGAUUUCCAAGGAUGAGAAUCCGAAUGUGCCGAUUAGGGUUUGGAUCUGUGGAUACGCGCUUCAGUGCCUUGUUCACGUGGUGCUCGUUUGGGUUGAGUUUAGGAAGAGGAACGCGACGAAUCGGCGUGGUGGUGGGGAUUUGGAAACCGGAGAAGAAGCUGGUUCUGGUGGACGUAGUCGUGAUAGUGACGAUGAAGAUGGUGAUGAGAGAAUCCUCAGCACCAAGACAUGUGAAUCAAUGAACACGAUAAUAUCGUUUAUAUGGUGGAUCGUUGGAUUCUACUGGCUUGUAUCUGGUGGUGAUGUUCUUCUGGAGAACGCUUCGAAUUUGUAUUGGUUGAGUUUUGUUUUCUUGGCAUUUGAUGUGUUCUUCGCCGUCUUCUGCGUUGUUCUUGCGUGUCUCAUCGGAAUCGCGCUGUGUUGCUGCUUGCCUUGUAUCAUUGCUCUUCUUUACGCCGUUGCCGGGCAGGAGGGAGCAUCGGAAGCAGAUCUCAGCAUACUUCCCAAGUACAAGUUCCAGAUGAUGAACAAUGAUGGUGAAAAGCAAAGUGACGGUGGCGGGAAAAUGGUACCUGUUGAGGCAGGAAACGAACGUCUCCUUCUGCCUGAAGAUGCUGACUGUUGUAUCUGCCUGUGUUCGUAUGAAGAUGGAGCUGAGCUGGUCUCGCUUCCUUGCAACCACCAUUUUCAUUCGACGUGUAUUGUGAAAUGGCUGAAAAUGAAUGCGACGUGUCCAUUGUGCAAGUUCAAUAUACUCAAAGGUAAUGAACAAGAAUGA
Molecule: messenger RNA, 1038 nt
Organism: Microthlaspi erraticum
Lineage: Eukaryota; Viridiplantae; Streptophyta; Magnoliopsida; Brassicales; Brassicaceae
Source: the annotation of a GenBank genome assembly